Molecule: messenger RNA, 2545 nt
Organism: Brassica oleracea var. oleracea
Lineage: Eukaryota; Viridiplantae; Streptophyta; Magnoliopsida; Brassicales; Brassicaceae
Product: alpha-glucosidase 2
Exons: 22
Coding region: 23-2500 (825 amino acids)
Biological process (GO): protein N-linked glycosylation; oligosaccharide metabolic process
Cellular component (GO): endoplasmic reticulum membrane
Molecular function (GO): Glc3Man9GlcNAc2 oligosaccharide glucosidase activity
Source: RefSeq, a predicted model, not a curated record
GAAAAAAACAAAGACCAGAGCCAUGGUGUUAAAACUCCACCUGCUAGACUUCUCUUUCUCAGAUCAUUCACAAACCAGAAAACUACUCUGCACACUGUUCAUCGCUUUCAUAUACUCAGAUCCUCAGAUGAUGAUGACUGGAGCAAGCCAUGAGAUUGCACCUGAUGAGUUUCAUCAGAUUCCUCGUGUUAUCACUCCUUUUCCUGCUCCUAAACUCUCCCACUUACCUAUGUUUCAAGGUGAUCAUAAAGAAAGCUUGUAUUGGGGAACUUAUCGUCCACAGGUCUAUUUUGGAGUUCGUGCCAGAACUCCUCAGUCUCUUGUUGCUGGCUUGAUGUGGCUCGGUGAUGAGAAAGAUGAUGAUGGGAAGCAUGUGAUGAGACAUUUCUGUGAAAACUCUCAAGAUCUCAAGUCAUUUGGCUGGAGAGAACACAAUGGGGUAGAUUUUGGGAGGCAAGAGCUUCUUGAUCAAGAUAUGAUAUUGGAGACAAGUUUUGUCAAGUCUAAAGAGGGAAGCCUUGGUUAUGGAGGGGAUUGGUCUGUUCGAAUCAAUCGUAUAAACAAAGGGUUGAAUGAUGAAGUAAAGAGAACCGUACAUCUCUUCUUCUAUCUAACUGAUGAAGGUGGCAAUGUUCUAAAUUUAGGAAAAAAUGUAUUGGAUCUUAAAGAGAGUUCUGUCUUGGCUUCUGGUUCACGUGCAGACGUAGGAAACUGGCAGAUGCACUUAAAAUCAGAGGCUCAUAUUGAUGCACAUUAUUGCGGUUUCAAGACGCCUGACAUUGUCAAUCUUUCUGAUGCUGUUCAGAAAAAUCUCGCUGUACAGGAAAACAAAUCUGGAAGACUUCAGCUCUCUGACACAUCAGAGGAUUCUUCCAGCAUUUAUGUUUUUCAGAUUUCAACAACGACUCAGUCUACUAUUGAUAUUGCCUUUGUCUCUGGGAUAAGAGGAGAAAGUUCUCACGUGGAACAGCGUAUAAUGAGUCUUACAGGUUCACCACUCUCUAGUCUACUUGAAGAGAAACAUAUAGCUUUUGAUGCAAAGUUCAAGGAAUGCUUCCACCUUUCUGAAAAGCUUGAUUCUGAAACUUUGAUGGUUGGUAAAGCUGCAAUUGGGAACAUGCUUGGUGGAAUUGGUUACUUCUAUGGUCAAUCCAAAAUUAAGGCUCCCAAAAGUACUCAGGCUAAAAGUGAGGAUGAGUUCCUGCUAUAUUGGCCAGCUGAACUGUACACAGCAGUUCCAAGCCGGCCAGUAUUUCCUAGAGGAUUUUUGUGGGACGAAGGUUUUCAUCAGUUGUUGGUCUGGCGCUGGGAUUUCCGAAUAACCUUGGAGAUCCUUGGAAACUGGUUAGACUUGAUGAACAUAGAUGGAUGGAUACCGCGUGAGCAAAUCUUGGGAGAUGAAGCUCUGAGUAAGAUUCCAAAGCAGUACGUUGUUCAGAUCCCAAGUAAUGGCAAUCCACCUACACUACUUUUGGUGAUACGCGACCUGAUAAAUGGGAUAAGGGCAGAGAAAUUUAACAAGGAAGAAAGAGAUGAAAUCUUGUCAUUCCUUGACCUUGCUUUUGUUCGGCUAGAUGCAUGGUUUCAAUGGUUCAAUACCUCCCAGAAAGGGAAGGAGAUGGGAAGUUACUAUUGGCAUGGCAGAGACAGUUUAACAAAUCGGGAACUAAACCCUCAGUCUCUUUCCUCGGGUUUUGAUGAUUAUCCUCGAGCUUCACACCCAACUGAAGAUGAGAGGCAUGUAGACCUGAGGUGCUGGAUGUAUCUUGCAGCAGAUUGCAUGAACUCCAUCAUAGAGUUUCUUGGGGGAAAAGGCAGACCUGUUACGGUGGAUUACAGCUCAACUGUCAAGCUGCUGUCAGAUUUCAAUCUCCUGAAUCAGAUGCACUAUGACCAUGAUCUUGGGGCUUACCUCGACUUUGGUAACCAUACAGAAGAUGUUCGUUUAGUCUGGAAAGAGGUAACUGGAGAGGAUGGUCGUGUAUCUCGAGAGCUGGUAAGGGAGACAUUUGGGAAGCCAGAGCUAAGAUUGGUUCCUCACAUUGGUUACGUCAGCUUCUUUCCCUUCAUGUUUAGAAUCAUCCCACCUGCUUCUUCAAUCCUCGAGAAACAACUGGAUCUCAUUUCAAACAAGAGCAUUGUAUGGAGUGACUAUGGAUUACUUUCACUUGGCAAAACUAGUUCUUUGUACAUGAAGUAUAACACAGAGCACGAAGCACCAUAUUGGAGAGGUGCAAUAUGGAUGAACAUGAACUACAUGAUUCUUUCUUCCCUCCACCAUUAUUCUAUAGUUGAUGGACCGUACAUGGACAAGGCAAGAACCAUUUACGAGGAACUAAGGAGCAACCUGAUAAGGAACGUGGUUAGAAACUAUGAUCAGACUGGAUAUAUCUGGGAACAUUACGACCAAACAAAAGGAACUGGAGAAGGUGGACGUGUCUUCACCGGCUGGUCUGCUCUUAUCCUCUUAAUCAUGUCCGAAGAGUACCCUCUAUUUUAGGAAAUUUGAUUUCCAACCUUUGUAACUUUGAGCUUCAUAUCUUAC